AUGAGGUCUGUAGGCGCAGUGACAAGAUCUUCAGCAAAAGUGGAAGAUACAGUUGAUGAAGGGAUUGUAGUUGGUUCAAAAUCAACUGUACCUGUUCCUGACUUACUACCUCUUAAACAUAUGAAAAAUCAAAAUCAGGGCUAUGUUGAUUGUCAGUUAGACUUUAGUUUCUCUGACUCCUCUUCUAUACCUAGAGUUGAAGAUUCAGUGUCUUCAACACCUGUGGACCCUUUAUUGCUACCUGAUGAUUCCAAUGAACGCAAUGAAAUGAAACAAGAAUUAGACUUAUGUGUGGUCACUAUAGAAGAGUCAAAUAUUUCUAAAGAUUAUGAAGAAGAUAAAGCAUGUGAAUCAGAUAGCAACUACCCAGAACCCACUAAGAGGUUAAGCAGUGAUAAACAUGAAUAUAGAUUUUCAAAAAGAAUUAAGUAUGAGGAUGAUUAUACUAUGGAUGACGCAAGAUUUCUUUCUCAAACUGUGAAUGGGAAUGGUACUACCAACUUUUCAGAUGGAGAAACUAACUAUACAAAUGAACAGCAAUGUCCAAGUGGAGAUCUGAAUAUUUUUAGUGGGCCUGAACAUGCUGAUACUAAUAGUGAAGAUAGCAAAGCAACAACUUCCAUAUAUGAAUAUGAUGAACAAAGUGUUUCUUCAAUAUCAAGUUUAAAAAUUGAAAAUCACAUGAAUAAUGUGUCUCUAGUUAGUGAAUCAAUUGAUAAUGGAUGCCAAAACAUAAUAGAGGAUGAAGAAAAUAAUACCAUCAUAAUUCAGGAUGUGCAUACAGCUCAACAUAAAGUUGAACAUCAAGAAAAUGCAAUAGGGUCUUGUCAUGAUAACGAAAAAGAAGAAUUAAAUACACAAGUGGAGUCACUAUACAGUAAGUCACCUUUGAAGGAUGAACCAUAUCAAAAUGUAGAAGUAAUUGAAGAAUUUGACAGUCACAACAUUGAGCCCACAGCCAACAAAAAUUUAAAAUGCAAACUUGAAGAUCAAGGCAAAUAUGAUGAAAAGAAUAGACCUAGCGACAAUAUUACUCCUAACUAUUAUGAUGAACACUUCAAAGAUGCAGAAUCAUUUAUAUUGGAAACUGGUGGUCUUUCAAUAUUGGCUCCACAAAAUGAAGAAAGUAAAUACACUCCUCACCCUAACUUAAUGGAACUGACAUCAUAUAUGAGUGAAUCAAAUGUAACAGCUGUUGUAACAAUGCCAAUGAAUCAAAAUUCAUCAAUCCCUAUUAUGGAAGUAACAAAUUCCACCAUGGUGUCAUAUCCUGAUGACAAUAUGCAAGAUCCGGCAAAACCCAAAAACUCAGCUGUAUCAUGGAAGACUGACAAUGAUUGGAGUAAUAGUGAUAAUAUUAUACCAUUACAUAAUUUCUCAUGUGUUAACAAUGAUAAUACAAAAUAUGUCAGCGAAGAUUCUAAAGCUAGCAUAGAAGAUGUUAAUAUUAAUGACGAUAAUUGUAUGUAUAAGGAGGACAGAGAUGCAAAUUUUAAUAUGGAAUCAUCAAACUCUUCGGAAAGUUCUCAAUCAAUGAAAGAUUUAAAGCAAGAAAUAGAGUCAACCAGUAGUGUUGUUUCUAGUUCAACUGUAUGCAACCCUACUAACAACUGUACAACAGUAGCACAAAGUUUAAGAAGUGGAGCUAAGAAAUCAAAGCCUGGCAAGGAAUCUAAUAGAAGCCGUAGCUCUAACAAAGUGCCACCAGGAGCUGUAAACCUCGAGCGUAGCUACCAAAUCUGCCAGGCAGUCAUCCAAAACAGUCCAAACCGUGACGCAUUACGCGGUCAGCUCCGGCCUCCGCCUGCUCUUUUAACGCGACCAAAUCGCGCGCCUCGUCCGCCGCCACCAGUACUUGUUCGGCAGUUGCCUGGGCCUGUUGUGCCACAAACUGAGGUGAAUGAAAAUCGCUCUAACAAUAUGGGUCAGUAUAUUCUUGUACAAAGAACCCCUAAUGUGAUGCCCAGAGCAUCCAGUGCACCACCAGCAAACCCUAACACAAAUGUAAAUGUUACAAGAUGUCGCAGUGUGGAUGCAGAUGAUACUUGUGUGUGUAACCUACGAGCAAUGAUUCUCUGUAAGAAAUGUGGAGCUUUCUGUCAUGAUGAUUGUAUUGGCUCCGCUGAGUUAUGUCUUACUUGUCUCAUACGC
Iphiclides podalirius (scarce swallowtail) is the source of this 2151-nucleotide messenger RNA. NCBI's taxonomy places the organism in Eukaryota, Metazoa, Arthropoda, Insecta, Lepidoptera, Papilionidae. The record is from the annotation of a GenBank genome assembly.